AGAAAGACUCCGGUUUACCAGUGGACCUGUGCAGCGCAGACAGAAGGAAACAGAUAGUUUGUCAAACUCAGCUGCUCUCAGCGUUGGGGGAGGCUCCGGGGAAAGCUACGGCCAGUGACUGCCAACCCGGAAACCGAGAGCGAGUUAAAUAGGAGGAGGCGGUGGCAAUGAGCACGCAUGUGCAGAGGAGGGAGCCUGAGCAGCUCGGGGACAAAGACACAGAGAUGCCGGCCACCGAGAAGGACCUGGCCGAGGACGCGCCCUGGAAACGGAUCCAGCAGAAUACCUUCACCCGCUGGUGCAACGAGCACCUGAAAUGUGUCAACAAGCGCAUCCACAACCUGCAGAGCGACCUGGCGGACGGGUUGCGGCUGAUCGCCCUGCUCGAGGUGCUCAGCCAGAAGAAAAUGUACCGCAAGUAUCACCAGAGACCCACCUUCAAACAAAUGCAGCUGGAGAACGUGUCUGUGGCGCUCGAGUUUCUCGAGCGGGAGAACAUCAAGCUGGUGUCUAUUGACAGCAAAGCCAUUAUAGAUGGGAACCUGAAGCUCAUUCUAGGGCUGAUAUGGACUUUGAUUCUUCACUACUCUAUUUCCAUGCCAGUUUGGGAUGAUGAAGGAGCUGAUGAUGCCAAGAACCAGACACCCAAACAGAGGCUAUUGGGAUGGAUUCAGAAUAAACUGCCUGACUUGCCGAUCACCAACUUCAGUAAUGACUGGAAAGAUGGAAAAGCCUUGGGUGCUUUGGUUGAUAGCUGUGCUCCAGGUUUGUGUCCUGACUGGGAGAUCUGGGAUGCAGCCAAGCCAGUGGAUAAUGCACGUGAAGCUAUGCAACAAGCAGAUGACUGGCUUGGAGUUCCACAGGUGAUUACCCCAGAGGAAAUCAUAGAUCAGAAUGCUGAUGAACGAUCAGUGAUGACCUAUUUGUCACAGUUUCCCAAAGCCAAACUUAAACCUGGAGCUCCAUUAAAGCCCAAAUUGAAUCCCAAGAAAGCAAGGGCUUAUGGUCCAGGCAUUGAACCUGCAGGUAAUGUUGUGAUGCGCCCAGCUAUGUUCACUGUUGAAACAAUUAGUGCUGGGCAAGGUGAGGUGAUGGUCUUUGUAGAGGAUCCUGAAAACCAGCGAGAGGAGGCAAAGGUGACCAACAAUAAUGAUAAAAAUAAGACCUACACUGUGGUUUAUGUACCAAAGGUUGCAGGACGUCAUAAGAUUACAGUUUUAUUUGCUGGACAGCAUAUAUCAAAGAGUCCUUUUGAAGUCAACAUUGACAAGGCCCAAGGUGAUGCCAGUAAAGUGACUGCACGAGGUCCUGGCUUGGAAUCUACAGGAAACAUUGCCAAUAAGCCAACCUACUUUGAUAUCUAUACUGCAGGUGCUGGAGUUGGUGAUGUUUCCAUUGUGAUAAUGGACCCUCAAGGUAGUACCAACACUGAAUUAACAAUUGAAGAUAAGGGAAACAACACUUACCGGUGCACCUACAGACCUGUGCAAGCAGGGCAUCACACAAUUCAGAUUGCAUUCUCUCAAUCACCAAUACCCAAGAGUCCAUAUUCUGUCACUGUAGGUGAAGCUUGUAACCCCAAUGCUUGUCGUGCAACUGGGCGAGGCCUACAACCUAAAGGCCUAAGAAUUCGUGAAGUUGCUGAUUUUAAGGUUCAUACCAAAGGGGCUGGAAGUGGUGACCUGAAAGUGAUGGUGAAGGGACCAAAAGGUUCGGAGCAGCCUGUGAAGCAGAGAGACCUUCUGGAUGGAGGGGAUGCCUUUUCUUAUGAGUACUAUCCUGUUACACCAGGAAAACACAUCGUCACUAUCACAUGGGGGGGCCAUAACAUCCCAAGGAGUCCUUUUGAAAUUCAAGUUGGACCUGAAGCAGGUCCUCAAAAAAUACGUGCCUGGGGACCUGGUCUUGAUGGAGGAGUUGUUGGAAAGUCAGCAGACUUUGUAGUAGAAACCAUUGGAACAGAUGUAGGGGUAUUAGGUUUUGCAGUAGAGGGUCCCUCUCAAGCAAAGAUUGAAUGUGAUGAUAAAAGUGAUGGAUCCUGUGAUGUACGUUACUGGCCAACAGAGCCUGGAGAAUAUGCAGUGCAUGUUUUGUGUGAUGAUGAGGACAUUGUGGAUAGUCCCUUCAUGGCCACCAUCCAACCUGCAUCCAGUUCCUUCUAUCCUGAUCGGGUAAAAGCCUAUGGUCCUGGCUUGGAGAAAACAGGCUGCGUUGUUCACAAACCAGCUGACUUCACAGUGGAUGCUAAAGAUGCUGGAAAGGCUCCACUGAAAAUAUAUGCUCAAGAUGCAGAAGGAAUUCCUAUCAGUGUUCAAGUAAAGAAUAAAGGUGAUGGAAUGACUGCGUGCUCUUACACUCCUACCAAACCAAUCAAACACACUGUUGCAAUUGCUUGGGGAGGAGUCAAUGUCUCUAACAGUCCAUUUAGAAUUAAUAUUGGUCAGGGGAGUCAUCCACAAAAGGUGAAAGUUUUUGGUCCUGGUGUUGAAAGAACUGGUUUGAAAGCUAAUGAGCCCACUCAUUUUACUGUGGAUUGCACAGAAGCUGGAGAAGGUGAUGUCAGUGUUGGCAUAAAGUGUGAUGCUCGUAUGAUCAGUGACUCUGAAGAGGAUAUAGAGUUUGACAUUAUUACCAAUCCCAAUGAUACUUUCACAGUGAAGUAUACACCACCAGCUGCUGGACGUUACACCAUUAAAGUGUUGUUUGCUGGUCAGGAAAUUCCAGUUGGUUCUUUUCGAGUUAAAGUGGAUCCAUCACAUGAUGCCAGUAAGGUUAAGGCUGAUGGCCCAGGAUUAAAUAAAACUGGAGUGGAACUUGGGAAACCAACACACUUCACUGUAUUUACAAAGGGUGCUGGGAAGGCUCCACUUAAUGCACGCUUCAGUGGGCCUACAAAAGGAGAGGCUGUCUGUGACUUUGAAAUAAUUGACAAUUAUGACUAUUCUCAGACUGUCAAAUAUACACCAACACAGCAGGGUAACAUGGGAAUUGCUGUGACUUAUGGUGGUGAUCCAAUUCCCAAGAGUCCCUUCAACAUUGAUGUAGCAUACCCACUGGACAUGAGCAAGGUCAUGGUUAAUGGUCUUGAAAACAGAGUAGAAGUUGGGAAAGAUCAGCAAUUCACCAUAAACACCAAGGGAGCAGGGGGUCAGGGUAAUGUGGAUGUCAAGAUUUAUAGCCCUUCACAGAAACCCGUGACCUGUGUAGUCGAGCCAGUUACAAGCAAGGAUGCUUGUGUAGUGAAGUACAUUCCCAAGGAAGAAGGCUUAUACUCUGUAGAUGUGAUGUAUGACCAGAAUCCAAUUGUAGGCAGCCCAUUCACUGUGGAUGCUGCACUACCUCCAGAUCCUUCCAAGGUAAAAGCUUAUGGUCCAGGCCUCACAAGUGGCCUUGUUGGCAAAUCUGCUGAAUUCACUAUUGACACUAAAGGAGCUGGUACUGGUGGGCUAGGCCUUACUGUAGAGGGCCCAUGUGAAGCUAAGAUUGAGUGCUCUGAUAAUGGGGAUGGGACCUGUUCAGUCUCUUACUUACCAAACGAAGCUGGUGAAUAUCUUAUCAACAUUUUGUUUGAAGACACUCAUAUUCCAGGUUCUCCAUUCAAAGCAGAUGUGCAGUUACCAUUUGAUCCUUCCAAAGUUGUUGCCUCUGGUCCUGGUUUGGAACGUGGCAAAGUUGGAGAGGCUGCACUAUUUACUGUUGACUGUUCCAAAGCUGGUCCUGGUGAACUGACCAUAGAACCAGUAUCAGAUAAGGGUGUUAAAGCUGAAGCCCAUAUUCAGGACAAUGGUGAUGGUACUCACACUGUCAGCUACAUUCCACUUCAACAUGGUCCGCACACAAUUGCAGUAAAGUAUGGAGGGCAACCAGUGCCCAAGUUUCCAGCACAGUUACAGGUGGACCCAGCAAUUGAUACUAGUGAUGUUAAAGUAUAUGGACCUGGAAUUGAAGGACGUGGAGUUUUCUGUGAUGCCACAACUGACUUUACAGUAGAUGCUAGUUCACUGACCAAAGUGGGAGGAAACCACAUUAGAGCAAGCAUAGCAAAUCCUUCAGGAGCCAGCACCGAUUGCCUGAUCAUGGACAAGGGGAAUGGAAUAUAUACAGUGGAAUACACACCAUAUGAAAAAGGUGUACAUACUGUUGAUGUAACAUAUGAUGAUGCACCAAUUCCAAAUAGUCCAUUCAAGGUAGGGGUCACAGAAGGAUGUGAUUCUUCACGUGUCUCAGCAAGUGGACCUGGACUGCAAGAGGGCUUGACCAAUAAAGUGAAUAAAUUCUCUGUUGUAACAAGAGGAGCAGGAACUGGUGGCCUUGGGAUUACUGUUGAAGGACCUUCUGAAGCAAAGAUCUCUUGCAAGGACAACAAAGAUGGUAGCUGCAGUGUUGAAUACACUCCCUACACUCCUGGUGAAUAUGAUGUGAAUAUUACCUAUGGAGGGCAGCAUAUAACAGGUAGCCCAUUUAAGGUACCAGUCAAAGAUAUUGUGGAUCCAAGCAAAGUGAAAUGUAGUGGACCUGGGCUGAGUUCAGGUGUAAGAGCCAAAGUUCCACAAUGCUUCACUGUGGAUUGUAGCAAGGCUGGGAAAGCUCCUCUUCAAGUAGCUGUGUUGGGACCAAAAGGCCUAAUUGAGCCUGUUGAAGUCAUUGAUAAUGGUAAUGGCACUCACACAGUCAGCUACACUCCUUCACUUGAAGGGCCAUAUUCUGUUUCAGUGAAGUAUGGAGAUGAAGACAUUCCUCGCAGUCCUUUCAGGGUGAAGGUGCUACCAACUCAUGAUGCCAGCAAAGUGAAAGCCAGUGGGCCUGGCCUCACAUCUGGUGUACCAGCUAGUCUACCAGUAGAAUUUACCAUUGAUGCUAAAGAUGCUGGAGAAGGCCUCCUUUCAGUACACGUAACUGACCAAGAAGGGAAGCCAAAGAAAGCUAAUAUCCACAAUAAUAAUGAUGGCACCUACAAAGUUUCCUACAUACCAGACAAGACUGGACGUUAUACUAUUGUAAUCAAAUAUGGAGGUGAUGAGAUCCCAGCAUCCCCUUACCGAAUCCGUGCAGCAGCUACUGGUGAUGCUAGCAAGUGUACAAUGUCAGGUUCUGGUCUUGGACCUACUGUUCAGUUGGGUGAUGAACUUGGAAUGACGGUGGACGCCAAAGCUGCAGGCAAGGGUAAAGUCACCUGCACAAUCUGCACUCCUGAUGGCACUGAAGUGGAGGCAGAUGUUAUUGAAAACGAUGAUGGAACUUACAACAUCUUCUAUACAGCACCAGAAAAAGGAGCAUAUGUUGUUUAUGUCCGCUUUGGAGGAGUGGAUGUUGCCAACAGUCCAUUCAGUGUUGUGGCCACAGAUGAAGUUCCAGUAGUGCCACAGCAGCUGGUGCAACAGCAGCUGGUGCAACAGCAAUCUCUAAAUGCAUAUCCCCCUGGCUUCCAACCAUGGGUUCUUGAUGGAGCCUAUCCACCAGUUGAUGGAUUAGAUGGCAUUGGCUUAAAACCUUUCGAUAUUGUUAUUCCAUUUGCUCUCCGGACAGGGGAAAUCACAGGUGAAGUUCGCAUGCCUUCAAACAAAACUGCUAAGCCAGAAAUAAUUGAUAACAAAGAUGGUACUGUGACUGUCAAAUAUGCUCCAACUGAAGCUGGACUACAUGAGAUGCACAUCAAAUACAAUGGCAGUCAUAUUCCAGAGAGUCCACUGCAGUUCUUCGUGAAUUAUGGAGGUAGUGGGCAUGUGUCUGCUUAUGGCCCAGGCCUUGUCUAUGGUGUUGUCAACAAACCAGCUACUUUCACAAUUGUAACUGAAGAUGCUGGAGAAGGAGGUUUGGACUUGGCCAUUGAGGGGCCUUCUAAGGCAGAAAUCAGUUGUGUAGAUAAUAAGGACGGAACCUGCACAGUCUCUUACCUCCCGACCUUGACUGGUGAUUACAGUAUCAUUGUCAAAUACAAUGAGAAACACGUUCCUGGAAGCCCUUUCACUGCCAAAGUUACAGAUGACAGUCGGCGAAGGUCACAAGUUAAGGUUGGUUCAGCUGCUGACAUCUCACUGGACAUCAAUGAAAGUGACCUUAGUUUGCUAUCUGCAAGCAUUAAAUCUCCAUCAGGCCAGGAUGAGCCAUGCCUAUUGAAGAGGCUACCAAAUAACCACAUUGGUAUCUCCUUUAUCCCACGGGAAGUUGGUGAACAUCUCGUCAGCAUAAAGAAAAAUGGUAAACAUGUGGCAAAUAGCCCAAUUACCAUUAUGGUUGGCCAGUCUGAAAUUGGUGAUGCCAGCAGAGUGAAGGUUUCUGGACCAGGUUUGAAGGCAGGGCGAACAUUUGAAAUGUCUGACUUCAUUGUGGAUACAAGAGAUGCAGGUUAUGGUGGCCUUGCACUAUCUAUUGAAGGUCCAAGUAAAGUGGACAUUAAUACAGAAGAAACUGAGGAAGGCACCUGCAAAGUUUUCUACUGUCCAACUGAACCAGGCACUUACAUUGUCUACAUCAAGUUUGCAGACGCGCAUGUGCCAGGGAGUCCAUUUACAGUGAAGGUAACUGGUGAAGGCCGAAUGAGAGAGAGCAUCACUCGUAGAAGGCAGGCUGCAUCAGAGGCAACAGUUGGGAGCAUCUGUGAUCUGAACUUGAAGAUUCCUGAAAUCUCAGUCAGUGACAUGUCUGCUGAAGUGACCAACCCCUCUGGACAGUUGGAUAGAGCAGAGAUCACUGAAAGUGAUAACCAUACUUACUGUGUCAGAUUUGUACCUCGUGAAAUGGGUGUGCACACAGUCAGUGUAAAGUAUCAGAAUAAACAUGUACCAGGCAGUCCGUUCCAAUUCACAGUUGGGCCACUUGGUGAAGGUGGAGCUGUUAAAGUGCGAGCUGGUGGUCCUGGUCUUGAGCGAGGAGAAGUUGGAGUACCAGCUGAAUUCAGUAUCUGGACACGGGAGGCUGGUGCAGGUGGCCUUUCCAUUGCUGUGGAAGGGCCUAGCCGGGCAGAGAUUGCAUUUGAAGAUCGAAAAGAUGGAUCCUGUGGUGUGUCUUAUGUUGCACAAGAACCUGGAGAAUACGAGGUGUCGAUCAAGUUUAAUGAUGAGUACAUCCCUGGCAGUCCCUAUAUUGUUCCCAUCAUGGCUUCUUCAGAGGAUGCAAGCAGACUUACUGUUACUAGUCUUCAGGAGUCAGGGUUAAAAGUAAAUCAGCCAGUAUCCUUUGCUGUGAGACUGAAUGGUGCUAGAGGUUUGAUUGAUGCCAAAGUUCAUAGCCCCUCCGGGGCAGUGGAGGAUACCCAUGUGUCUGAAAUUGAACCAGAUAAGUAUGCCAUUCGUUUCAUUCCCCAUGAGAAUGGUGUUCACUCUAUUGAUGUCAAAUUCAAUGGCAGUCACAUCACCGGCAGUCCAUUCAAGGUUCGAGUUGGCGAACCUGGGCAGACAGGAGACACCAGUCUUGUUUCAGCUUAUGGAUUAGGCCUUGAAAAAGGAACUACAGGUGUCCAAUCUGAAUUCAUUGUUAAAACUGCUAAUGCCAGUCCAGGCUCACUUAGUGUUGCUAUCGAUGGACCAUCCAAAGUAAAAAUGGACUGUCGUGACUGCCCUGAAGGAUACAAGGUUUUGUACACUCCAAUGGCACCAGGAGACUACCAAAUUGGAAUUAAAUAUGGAGGACCAUAUCAUAUUCAGGGUAGUCCUUUCAAGGCAAAAGUAACAGGUGCUCGGUUGAUAAGUGGUGGCAGUACACAUGAAAGCUCUUCUAUUAUGGUAGAAUCUGUGACCAAAUCCACUACUGUUAACUCCUACAGUGCUGUCCCCAAAUUUGCAUCUGACAGCAGUAAAGUGGUGUCCAGUGGUGCAGGCCUCUCUAUGGCAAAUGUAGGUCAGAAGAAUUGCUUCUCAGUGGAUUGUAGCAGAGCAGGUUCAAAUGUACUACUAGUUGGAGUUCAUGGACCCACUAUUCCAUGUGAGGAGGUGUCUGUGAAACACAUUGGAAAUGAGCAGUACAACGUGGCCUAUGUAGUGAAGGAGAGGGGAAACUAUACACUGGUUGUGAAAUGGGGUGAUGAGCAUAUUCCUGGGAGUCCAUUCUAUAUUACAGUUCCUUAAAGCAGGCCACUUUCUAAUCUGGCUACUUCAAAUUCAGCACUCCAGUUUGGUAUCUUGAGUUUUCAAAGGGCACUGCAAUUGCAUGAUGGAUUCUAAAGCUCCAAAAUGGAUGCUUUUUUCAAAUAUUUGCUGUUGACUCAGCUACUUUUAAAGAAUGGAUUGGGUUAUAGAUUUUGCCAUUGUUCUAUGUAGAAACUGAAGAUUGUAUGGAUUAUAUAUAAAUAUGAACUAAACUGGGUCAAUUGUAAAACUGGAUUAUUUUGGGAUUUUUGCCAGCUGUCAUUUUGGCUAAAGCCAUAAAUAGCUGCUUGAGCUUCAGAUGGACUUGAAUGCAAUGUAGAAUAAUGGAAUUCCAUUCUGAAAUGGUUAUUUUUUGGAUGCAAUGCUUCACUAUAAUGACGUGGCAGACAGCAUUGCUUGUUAUACCUUUUUUUAAAUUGGGGUGCUUGCACAGUCUUUGAAGCUUUUUGUAAGGAACGUGCAAACUGAUCAAAGGAUUUUGAUCUUGCCUAAAUUGGAGACUCAGGAACUCUGGCUUAAGUUUUUGCAAAUGUCCUUGCAUAAAUACUGAUCUUAAAUUAUUUGCUGGGGAAAACUGUGCUGCUGUGGCUGUCUUAUCACCAACUUUGUUGUCUACUGCAUGCUCCAAUAUCAGUGUUGUCUGAGUAGAAGACUAUUUGGAAUAGGUUGGUUGGUUGGUACAGUAAGAUUUUUGCAAGCACCUACUAGUAAAUCUGUGCCACCUGCCCCCCCCCCCCCCCCCCCAAAAACCAAUGCUGCAUCAAGUGCUCAAAUUGGCUAAACCUGAAAUAGCAGACAAGCCAACUUUAAAUCCCUCUGGACCUAUUUGGCCACUACUAUUUUUCUCCUUUUUUUACUGAUCAGUCGUGCUGCCGUUUUAGAUGUACUUGGAUACUUGAUCUUGGUACUUCUGCCAAAAUGAACUUGCCCAAUAUUUAAGGACUGCUCAUCUGAUUGUAGUGCAUAUUGGAGUCAAACGUGAAUAGGUCAGUUUGUAUAACUGGAUAUUUGAUUUUGACUGAAAUUAAAAGCUACUAAAUUGCACAACUCUUAAGCUGAACCUUAAUCUAUACUCUGGUGUUAAUCUUACUAAUUUUUUCUCUAGGGCUGAUUUUGUAAUUGGAUUUUGUAUUAAAGUUUAAAACAUGGGGAAGAAUGGUUUGUCAUUUUUUUAUAAUGCUUUGUGCCUUACUGUGAAAAGCUUAAUGUAACUCAACUGACUCAAUAAACUUCAAUAAAUGCA
This is a messenger RNA of Chiloscyllium plagiosum (whitespotted bambooshark), 9327 nucleotides long. NCBI's taxonomy places the organism in Eukaryota, Metazoa, Chordata, Chondrichthyes, Orectolobiformes, Hemiscylliidae. The record is from RefSeq and is a predicted model, not a curated record.